UCCUCCACUGACCUGCUCACCAGGCCUGCACCACCGUACACGCUCAACCUGAGACAGACACAAAAGAAAGUGGAAAGAAGGAGAGCGGGGCUUGUACGAGGUGCAGUGAAGUACAAGCCGACCAGAGGGAAAAUGACAGACCAGCAGGGAACACCAGAGCAGCUGCCUGCAGAAAAGGAUCAGGGAGGUGCAGGAUUCACAUAUAAGUUGGUGAUUUUCGAGUUUGAGAACUUCCGCGGCGAGAAGCUGGAGUUGUCUGGUGAAUGUGAACAGGUGUGGGAGAAGAUGCAGCGAGUUGGCUCGAUAAUUGUGGAGUCGGGACCUUGGGUGGCAUGUGAGUGUCCAGGUUUUGCAGGACAGCAGUUUGUGCUGGAGAAAGGAGAGUAUCCUCGCUGGAGCACUUGGACCAGCUGCCCGAGUGCCUAUGGCCUCAGCUCAUUCAGGCCCCUGAAAGUGGAGAGUCCAGAUCACAAGCUGCACUUGUUUGAGAAUGCAGGCUUUGAGGGCAGGAAGAUGGAGAUCACUGAUGAUGAUGUGCCAAGUGUGUGGGCUCAUGGUUUCCAGGACCGUGUGGCCAGCGCUAAGGCUAUCAGUGGAACGUGGGUGGGAUACAUGUAUCCAGGUUACAGGGGGAGACAGUUUGUGUUUGAGCAUGGAGACUUCAAGCAUUGGAAUGACUGGGGAGCCACUGAACCACAAAUCCAGUCCUUACGGCGUGUGCGGGACAUGCAGUGGCACAAGAAAGGGUGUUUUAUUGACCCCACCCCUACGCCUCCUAAUCCCAAUACCAAAUCCAACCCAAAACCCAAACCCAGCCCUACUCCUACUCCCAAAGCACAAACUCAUCCCCAACCUUAAUGCCUCACCUCCAGCGACUGCAGACCAUGUAGCCCUGGGAAAGUGAAACAGACAACACUGAAACAUUUAUAUUGGAAAUAAAAUAAUGUUGGCCCUAA
Solea senegalensis (Senegalese sole) is the source of this 956-nucleotide messenger RNA. RefSeq names its product beta-crystallin B3-like. Gene Ontology annotation, molecular function: structural constituent of eye lens. The record is from RefSeq and is a predicted model, not a curated record. NCBI's taxonomy places the organism in Eukaryota, Metazoa, Chordata, Actinopteri, Pleuronectiformes, Soleidae. The transcript is spliced from 6 exons. Gene Ontology annotation, biological process: lens development in camera-type eye; visual perception. Bases 133 to 858 code for a protein of 241 amino acids.